UUCUUUUUGGAGCUGUUAGUUGUGAAAAACAUCUUCUGCAUUUUGUCUUUCAUUUUCAGGUUUAUUAAACCCUUAGAACAGAACCUUCCAUCUGUUACACUGGAUGAGGUUUUUCCAUGAUUGUGCAUUUCAAAGGAGAAUAAAUGGAUUCAUAUUUUUGACAUGAUAUUUAAUUCAUCGGUUGCAAUCAAUCAUAGAAGAGCAUUUUAAGCAAUUUGGCAAGAAAAAGCUCCAGGAAAAUAUAACAAACCCCACUUUUAAAGAUAAACCAGGAAGAUUAAACAAGAAGAUGCUGACUCAGUUGCUUAACUGCUUAGAUGUUGCUUUGUUCUGCAGACAUGGCGUAAAGACACAAUUUCUCUUUCACUGCAUUUCCCCCCGAACUUCUUCGUGUUGCUGUAACUCAUUCAAGCUUGUGAUACUAUAAACAAUUAAUCAAUUAAUCCACUAUAAUUUUACAUGAAGGUAAACUUUGUUUUAGAGUAAACUCAGAGUUAAAUAAAACACAUAGGCACUUAUGUUAGCCUCAAUGAUCAGCUUUGAAAAACAGUUAAAAGCUUAAAGGUUAAAAGCUGGUCGGCCAUUUAAAAUUCCAAAACCAAUCAUGUUAUAAAGUAAAAAUAAUCUUUUCUAUUAACCAAAAGGUCUCAUCUUCAUCGAUGCACGGGUGUGCGUGUGGUCGUCAUGGGAUGCAGGGAGUGACCAAAAAGAGGAACAUUUAAAGAUCUAUUUAGCAACUUGGCUCUGUCUUGACUCUGUCUGAAGCUCAGCACACGUUCUGGCGGCUGAUUUUCACGGCAAGCUGCAAUGGAGAAUAACUAUGAUCCGACUGAUGAUGGAGUGGAUGGCACUGAUGGAGCGGCGCUUAUUUGUUCACUUGUUGAUUUGUCAGCCAUCACUGGCUACAUCUUCAUCUUCAUCACCAUCAUCAGCACUAUAGAAAACAUUCUCCUCAUUGUUGUUCUCAUCUCCUACAAAAGACAAAAAUUCAUCCCUAAGAUGUUCUUCCUGAACCUGGCCUGCUCUGACUUGAUCUUCACAGCAACACUCCCGUUCUGGGCUACAUACCACCUCCACCACUGGGUCUUCGGGGACUUUUUAUGCAAAUUUGUGGCUGCGUUCUACUUUAUUGGGCUGUACAGCAGCAUCAUGAUAGUGACGGCCAUGACGGUGGAUCGUUUCUUCACCGUGGUGCUGAACAAAUUUCUGAACGACGAUCUGAGGAAGAGAAGGUGUGCUGUCGGUGCCUGUGUAGCUGCCUGGGUCAUUGGCAUCGCUGCAUCUGUGUACGAUGCCAACAAAAUAGGGGUGGAGGACGAUGUCUACUGUGAAGAAUCCUCAUCUGAUGGUUAUGGAUAUUCUAUCCAAUUGUCGCUGCUCUUCUUACUUCCAUUAAUUAUCAUCAUUGUCUGCCACAGUGCCAUCAUCAAAACGGUGUUGCAGGCGACAAUCAGACAAAGACACAGAGUUGUAAGUGUAGUUUUUUGUAUUGUUGCAGCCAACUUCAUCUGCUGGGGACCCUACAAUGUUGUCCUCUUCAUCUAUUCCUUGUCCAAACCCAGCAGCUGUGAGGCAGAGGAGCGGCUAGCCAUCGCCUACAGUAUCUGUCGAUUUCUUGGCGUUUCUCACUGCUGUUUGAACCCUUUACUUUGUCUGCUGUCAGAGAAUCUGAGGAAACACGUGUUGACUCUUCUGUGUGGUAAAAAGAUUGGUUUGAACAGGAGAGAGAGAAGCCCUGAGCAGAAUAAUCUAUCUGGUGUCCAGACCGUACGAAUGAGCACAUCACCAAACCCCCUAGUAAUGGUGGAAACUAGGGCUGAAACGAUUCCUCAAGUACCUCAAAUAAUUAGAGUACAAAAAAUCCUUGAGUCAAAUUCUCUGCCUCGAAGCUUCGUUUAAUUUAUGUUUAAUUAAUUCAUGGCUUUGCAAUCGCCCGUGGUCAUGUUUCACCCGGACCAAAAUAAGUGACGCACAUGCAUACUGCACUGAAUGCACACGCGAGUAGCGAACGCUAUGGCAGACAACGUGGACCCCGGUGGAGUGCGAAAAAGACACAAAAUGCCAAAGGUGAGGGACCAUUUUUCACGUCGUAAGGCGGAAAACGUACUCCAGGGUAAAUUCUGUAAAAUGGAUUUAGCCUACCACAACACCAUAUUCCUGAUGCUGCAACCUGACCAGGAAACAUCCACAUGUAAACGUCACUUCUGCAAGCGGACUCGAAGCCUCUACAAGAUAAUGCAUUUUAGCCUGUAUUUCUAUAUAUUCUGCAGACACUGUGCGACUUUUUCAUUUGUAGCACUCAGUUUCAGCUCACACCGUACGUCUGGUAGCAACACGUCGGACUUAAAAUGUGCUAAAAAUAGCAGUUUUUACACAACACGUCAGACUUUUUACAGUGUUGUUAUUGAUGUCCGUUGUCCCUCAGGAUUGCUGCAGGAGGACACAGGUAUUUAUGAGUGGCGGAGGAAAAUGAAAGAAAGUACAUAAAUGUUUUGUGAUCAGUGUAAUUUGACAUAACCACGGCAAACAUGCUUUCGACAAUCCUUGUUAGUGUGAGACAAAAAAAGUGUAGAAAUUAAAACGAACGUGUGUUAAUAGGGAAACAGCUGGCGAGCCAUGUUUGUGCAUGCGCCGUGAGCGGUUCUGGCGCUGUUUGGGCCGCAGCCGCUCGCAUCUGUUUACUGUGAAGUAAAGUUGAAGUGUUAAAGUUUUGAAAACUAAUUUUGAAUAAAACUUGAAGAAUAACUGGCAAUUGCUUUCUCAUUUCAAGAGGUCUUUCAUAUUUUAUAACAUGCUAUUUGAUAUAAUGGUUUACAAAACACAAAAGAGUAAUUUAUUAGAGUACUCAAUUAAUCGAUAAAAGAUUCGAUAGAGUACUCGAUUACAAAAAUAUUCGAUAGCUGCAGCCCUAGUGGAAAUGAACAACCAGUAGACCCUCGCUCUUCAGAUGUAGCAUCAGUAUGUAAAUAGUAAUUAAGACAGGAUUCAUGUAUAUUUAUGUUUUCUCGUAAAUACAUUUUUUAGCUUCAUUCAUUUAGUCAAAAUUUUAAAAGUGUGGAAAAAACAUUUUUAAUUAUUUCUGAUUAUAAUCGGUCACUCUGAGUUUUUCAUGCAGGCUGAACAUGAAAACAGUCUCCUACACCUAUCUCCUGCAUUAGCUUCUGGUAGAAAAUAGACGGUGAAACAGUAAGAUUUAAAAAUCCACACAGAUCUACGUCACACUGUCACUUAACAUUUAUGGACUCACCCAUCUUGAGUCGUGACGGGAAGGAUGUUGUCGUUUUACCAUCCAGGAAACAGCGGAGAACGUCCUGACUAGUAGAAGCUAACCGUUGGCGUUAGCAACUCCACCAGAAAGAAACUCCUCCAGGCUUGUGUUGUUUAUGGAGAUAAAACAUUCACAUUGCAAGUCAAGUAGAGUAGUGUUGCUGUUAUCAAAUAUGGGGCAAAAUGUCCAAAUAUCAGGCAAUAAGGCUCCAAAUUCUGCCAUGUUGUGUUCAGCAGUAGACCUGUUUGUUCUGAUCCAAGUGCUUCUGGGCCUUUUUUGCCCCGGGUACAGCUUGCAAGGCAUUCAUUCCUACCAGACUACGGCAAAUGUAUUGAGUUUCCCAUACCUUUAACAUUUUACUGAAUUACUGAGAAAACUGUUUUCAUUUCUCCAAAUUAAUCGCUUUUUUCUUUAGUUAGAUGUUAAAAGUUUCUGUCAUCAUGAUUUUUUUUCCUGCUCUGAAACAAACUGAAACCAAAACUGUGAAACAAAUGCUGAGAUACAUAAACGGACACAACCGCCAGCUUUAACCAUUCUGUCCAAAAUUUUAAUUCUGGAAGCCAUAACUUUACAAAAAAACACUAAAAUAAAAAAACAUUUGCAGCAAAAGUUUGACUUUCUUUUCUCAGCUUGAAGAUGUUAAUAUUUUUGUUGCUGACAUCAAACUAACAUGUGAUUAGAAGUUUUCACAAACCAGUGGUUUGCUAAAAAGGAUUCAGCUGUCAGAGAUGAUGUCAUGAGUUUUUUUUUUCAUAUUUCACAGUUUAAAAUGUCUCAGGCAAUAAACAAACUCA
Messenger RNA from Nothobranchius furzeri (turquoise killifish), 4062 nucleotides. RefSeq names its product chemokine XC receptor 1. Gene Ontology annotation, biological process: positive regulation of cytosolic calcium ion concentration; G protein-coupled receptor signaling pathway; immune response. Gene Ontology annotation, molecular function: C-C chemokine receptor activity; C-C chemokine binding. The record is from RefSeq and is a predicted model, not a curated record. Gene Ontology annotation, cellular component: membrane; external side of plasma membrane. Lineage: Eukaryota; Metazoa; Chordata; Actinopteri; Cyprinodontiformes; Nothobranchiidae.